CGAGACACAUCCACCGAGCACACGGCAGCGAGAGAGCACCUACACCGCCAAGGUGUUCUGGUGAUACGAGCGUUGCCUUCUUUCAGAGCAAAGAAGAGCCCCUCUCAAAGAACAUGCCGCCUCGAUGGAGGCGCACCGCGGACGUCUCGCUGUUCGAGGCGAUCCGCUCCUACACGGACGUUUCCGCCUCGUCCUUCCUGGUGUGCGUGGCCUGCCUAAUCGGCGUCGCGGACGUGGGCUGCGCCGUGGCCCUCUACGGGGUGGUCCAUUCGUGGGCCCCGCGGUCGUGGGGCCCGCUGGUCAUGCUGCAGCACAUGUGGGGAGACCAGAACUUCUCCAAGGACACGGCCGACAUUCUGCUGCUUGUGUUCGCGCGGCUGUCGGUGCUGCCGCUGAUCGCAUUUUUGGCGGCCACCAAAGGAAAACCGCCAAACGCGGCUCCCGCGUCGACGGCGAGCGGUGCCGAUAACGCCUCUGAUGGCAACUCUUCCCGUGCCGGACGGGGGCGGACGAACCAAGUGGCUGGGAAGAAGAAACCUUUCUGGCGCCGCGUCUGCAGCUGCUUUGUUUACGGCGAGUCAGCCACAAGUGAAGGAAGAGGAGGCACAAGCGGCCGGCGUCAAGCUCCGUCGUCGGACCUCAACUCUUUGGAGGGGGGGGAGUCCUUACACCUCCCGUUGUUGUCGAGCACCCAUGGCGGGGGCGCGGGCAGGAGCGACGAAGUAAACAGCAUCGGUUACGAAAAUGGUGGCGGGUUGUCCAUCAACGGAGGCGCGUCGGAGGAAAAAUCGGUCGCGAUCGGGGAGGGGGACACGCUGACGAAGACGGAGAUCGAGACAGACGGGGCGCGGAGGGAGCGAGACAAGGAGGAUGCGGAGCGGGCGGCGGCGGGGGCCGAGGCGGCCGAGGCGCUUGCCGAGAGGAAGAAGAGCGCGUUCCUCGUCGUCAUGUUUGCCUUGAGCACGGCGAUGCAGGUGUACACUGGCGUGAAAUGCGUGAGAUUUCGCUUCACGAAGGAGGUUCCAGAGGGACUUCUCAUGGGUAUCGGCGUUCUGUGGCUGAACGCGAUGGUGUGGGCCCUUAACCAGCUCGUCGCCGACGCGACGAUGGAGGAGGGUCUUCUGGAGCCCUCCCUUCACCCUCACAGAUUGUUCCCGGGGUCGAUGGCUGGACAUCGGUGCGACAUAUGUCAGCAGAGAAUCAAGAGUCAAGACGCCAAGGCGUGGAGGUGCAAGCUCUGCGAUUUCGAUCUCUGCCGUUCCUGCUACGAGAAAAAGGACCGCCGCGGCGCAGAAGGCGCGCUAAGGGGGGACAAGGGGUUGCGGGACGAGGAGAACCUGUCGACGCUGACCUACUUCAAGAGGGCGCUCCGCCUCGCCGGCCCGCACUGGCCCUUUUUUAUGGUGGCGUUCGCGUGCCUGGCCAUCUCCAACACCGCCAGGAUAGCGCUCCCGAACUUUCAAGGGGGCAUCUUGGACAAGGUCGUGAAUGGAGAUGACGAGGGUUUCAAGCGCUACAUCGUGCUCUACAUCAUCCUGUCGGCCAUCACGGGCACUAUUGGAAGCGUUCAACGUCUGUGCUUCCGCCUGGCCGGCGUCCGGAUAGCCAUUGGUGCGCGGAACAAGCUCUUUCGGGGUGUCAUAUCGCAGGACGUGGCGUUCUUCGAAGGGACCACAACCGGGAAGCUCACCUCCCGCCUCACGAGCGACGUGAACGCGAUGGUAUCGCCCUGCACCUAUAUGCUCGGCACGCUGUUCAGCAACAUCCUCUUGCUGGCGGGCGGUAUGGUCAUGUGCUUCGUCACGAGCUGGCGCCUCAGCAUGCUGGCCUUCACCACCGUGGGACCCAUCUACCACAUCACCCAGAGAUACGCCAAGUGGAGCCAGCAGUUGAACGUAGAGAUCUACGUGGCAUACGGCGAAGCUAACGGCCACGCGACCGAGGCCCUCAGCAACGUCCGCACUGUCAAGGCCAUGAGCACGGAAUUACAAGAAAUGGCCAAGUACGACACGGCGACGCAAGUUGCCUUGGACAAGGGAGUCAAGGACUCCUUCGGCUCCGCCGGCACGAACGCCAUGUCCAGCUACCUCGACUUGGGGGCAGGGGCGCUGAUCCUGUGGUACGGGGGCAGCCUGGCGAUGGAGGACGACCGCAGGAUGACGGCGGGACGGCUAAUCACCUACCAGCUGUACUGGAACAUGAUCAACAACUCCUGGCAAGCCCUUCUUGGAGUGAUCAGCAGCCUCACGAGGGCGGCGGGCGCGGCGCAGCGCGUGUUCAGCCUCAUGGACUCCCUGCCGGACAUCGACAUCGACAGCGGCCUGCCCCUCGACGACCUGAGGUUCAGAGGGGAGAUCGCGAUCAAGGGGGUGGAAUUCACGUACCAGAUGCGCCCAGACAACAAGGUGCUCAAGGGCGUGGACUUGCACAUUCCUGCGGGAAGCACUUGUGCACUGGUGGGGCGGUCCGGGAGCGGCAAAACCACCCUCGUGCACCUCCUGCUCCGUUUCUACGACCCGCGGGCGGGGCAGAUUCUUGUGGACGGAGUACCGCUGACCGACCUCAACCUCCGGGAGCUGCACCGGAAGACCGCGAUCGUGGCACAGGACACUCAGCUCUUCGCCACGAGCAUCUACGACAAUAUCACCUACGGGCUGGAGGAAGGGGAGUUCACGAAAGAAGAGGUCUACGCCGCUGCCAAGCAGGCCUGCGCCCACGACUUCAUUUCCGACUUCGCGGAUGGAUACCACACACGGGUGGGCGAGAGGGGCACCCGUCUCAGCGGUGGGCAGAAGCAGCGCGUCGCUAUCGCCAGGGCCUUGCUUCGUAAGCCCCGCAUCCUUCUUCUGGACGAAGCGACGUCCGCCCUGGACGCAGAGUCGGAGGCGUCGGUGCAGCAGGCCCUGGACAAGUUGGUCGAGAGGGGCGCCGGCAGCACCACCGUCGUUCUCGUCGCCCACCGGCUGUCGACGGUGAUGAACGCCGACAACAUUGCCGUGCUGGACAAAGGCCGCCUGGUGGAGCAGGGCACCCACGACAGCCUCGUGAGGGCUGGAGGGGUGUACUCGAGCCUAGUGGCCCGGCAGAUUUCUCGUGCGGCGAACACGCUGCAGCAGGAGGCUGAGGGUGUUCAGCCUUCUGGCGGUCCCGUUGACAUCGACACCCUCAUGGACGAGUUGGAAGGCAAGGAAACAGGGAAAGCCGGAGGAGGAGGUGGCGGCGGAAAUGGACAGGGGAACGGGGGUGAUACCAAUGCCGACGUCGGUGGCGAGACCAGAAAGAGGCGUGGCGGUGGCCGCGGUGGACGGGGGCGGUGAUAGGAGCCAGGCUCUAUACUCUUGUUGGUGGCGGGGAAGUUUUGAUGGAGGGUCUCGUCAGGAAAACUGACUUAGGGGUGGAGACCAAGAAAAGUCAGGAAAUGAUGCGCAAAUAUGUUGCGCUUGGUUAUCGGGAAAGUGAGUUCAUUAUGACAUGCCUGUUGUCCUUGGUGGAUUUGAUACCACAGGAUACCAAAAUGUUCCGACAGUCUUUCCCCUUUGUUGCUGUUGUCUGCGUGUUGUUCGACCGUCCCAGCUUGUCUUCCCUUUCCGAUUUCCUAACUCAAAGGUGUAGUCUAAUCCACCAUUUGGGUCAAUGAAAACCACAAUACCAAGAAAGAGCCCGACCAUUCGAGAGAACCAAUUUCGAACCUCUCUCCACGAAGACGAGGAUAAGGUUCAUGUUUUUUUUUUGUUCCUUGAAUAAGGGUAGGCAAAGUGCACAAAGGAAGAAUAUUGUUUGCUCGUGUUCAAGAAAUGUUUUGGGUGUGAAGAUUAAUUUUUCCCGCUAAUUUAGCUUUGAAGUAUAACGUUGUUGGACGUUGUUUUGAAGGACUUUCACGGUUGGUUGUGUCGUUUCACGCUGAACGGUACGGUCGACAAUGCGGUCAAUUUUACUUGGAUGCUGUGCUACCGCUAUUUCAGUGGCGUACAGUACCAGCUGUUUGUCGGAGUGUCAUGUGCCCACUAGCGUGUCAGAUUUUUCCGGGAAAAGAGGGCGGUAUUAGUUCUCGAAGAACCGUGUCGGCCCGGUGAAAGCGAUUCGAAAGCGCACGGUGGUUGGGCGAAAUUAAUGGACUCAAUGUGUCGUCGUACACCAGAUUCGCAAGUUACGAGUUUAGUGGGCUGUUUUGGCGUUGAAAGAAGUAUUUAAUGUCUCGGUCUAGACUACACUAUAGUCUAGGCUUAACUACUCAGGCAGACGCACAUGUGCAGCAAUCAGCAGGCUUCUUUCAUCCAUCGCUCAAUGCUGUAAAGACUUCAACGAACAUGAUAUUUUCUCGAACGGGUACAUAGUCUGUCUGUGACGUCUUUUUUCUAAGAAACGUGGAUUGUGUGGCUGUCGCUGUU
Messenger RNA from Ectocarpus sp. CCAP 1310/34, 4388 nucleotides. The record is from the annotation of a GenBank genome assembly. Lineage: Eukaryota; Phaeophyceae; Ectocarpales; Ectocarpaceae.